This is a messenger RNA of Didymodactylos carnosus, 2016 nucleotides long. The record is from the annotation of a GenBank genome assembly. Lineage: Eukaryota; Metazoa; Rotifera; Eurotatoria; Philodinida; Philodinidae.
AUGUGGUCACAACAGUGGUGGAAACAGGACAUUACACAAUCUGAUCAAUUAUGUUUGACGCCUUUUUGUAUCAAAGCUGAUGAAACGAUUGAGCCUUGUGACGAUUUUUUUCAAUUUGCUUGCGGUUCAUGGCUAAAAUCAAGUAAAAUUCCGGAAGACAGUGGUGCACAAGACACAUUUAACAUCUUAAAAACAGAAUUAGAUAAUAAUAUUGUUUCAUUAUUAACAUCGUUAGGAAAUGAUUCUGAGCCGGAAGCGAUUAAAAAUGCGCGAAAUAUGUAUCAAUCAUGUGUAGAUGAGGCUGCUAUUGAAAAUGAUGGCACAGAUACAUUAUUAACAUUGAUUAAUAAUGAAUUAAAUGGUUGGCCAAUAUUGUUGGGUGAUAAUUGGAACAAUUCAACAUUUAAUUUGUUAAAAAUACUAUUGAAAUUACGAGAAUAUAAUAAUAAUAUCAUAUUUAGUAUUGCAACAACGACAGAUGAUAAAAAUUCAUCUGCUUAUUGUAUUAGGAUUGCUCAAAGUGAUAUUGCUUUAGAACAACGAACAUAUUAUAAUGAUGCAAAUGUUACUGAACCCUAUCAAGAAUUUAUGCGUGAUUUAGCAUUAAGUUUGUCAAAUUUAAGUUUGACUGAUACGACAAAGAUUAAUGCUGAUGUCAAAGAUAUAUUUCAAUUUGAAAGUAAUCUAGCAAAGUAUCAUUUAACAAAUGCUGAACAACAACGUGCACGACAAAAUGAAACAAUACGGACAACAGUUGGAAAUUUAUCGAGAGAUUUUAAUACUACAUUCAAUUUUACAGCAUAUUUGUAUAAUUCCUACGAAUUUGGAAAUGUUACGUUAAAAAAUGAUGAUGUUGUAUCAAUUAAUGAUCUACCUUUUUUAAGAAAUGCAACAGAACUUCUUCAGAAUUAUCCAUCUCGUACAAUUGCAAAUUAUAUAAUAUGGAGAUUUAUGAUAAAUCGAGCGUCAAAUAUGCCAAAAUAUUAUCGAGCUAUUAAAGACAAAUUUGAAAGGGUCUUUCGUGGUACAUCAGCAGAAAAAUCACGUUCAACACAAUGUGGAAACUAUGUUAAUAUUAAUAUGGGUUUUGCUGUUUCAAAGUUGUAUAUAAAACAAUAUUUUGAUGAAUCAGCAAGGAAUCAGUCAUUAGAAAUGAUCGGCUAUAUUCGAGAUGCAUUUAUAUCAAUAUUAAAUGAAACAAUGUGGAUGGAUAAAGAUUCAAAAUUAAAAGCAGUAGAAAAAGCACGUGCUAUUGAUGGAAAAAUUGGCUAUCCAGACUGGCUUGGUAGUAACAAUAUCACUCAACUCGAAGAAGACUAUGCCGAUUAUAAAUUUAAUUUAUCUUAUAUAAAAAAUGUUUUACAAAUGUUAAAAACAAAAUCAAAAGAAAAUAUUCAUGUUUUACGCGAGCCAGUUGAUCGAAAAGCGUGGGCUGGAAGUGCACCAACAGUUGUCAAUGCAUUUUAUACACCAUCAAAAAAUCAAAUAACAUUUCCAGCUGGAAUUCUUCAAUUUCCAUUUUAUAACAAAGAUGCACCAAAAUAUUUGAAUUAUGGUGGUAUUGGUACCGUAAUCGGACAUGAAAUAAGUCAUGGUUUCGAUGAUAAUGGUCGACAAUAUGAUAAAGAUGGUAACAAAAAACAAUGGUGGUCAGAAGAUACGAUAAAACAAUUUAAUGAUCGUAAAAAAUGUAUUGUUGAUCAAUAUAGUAAUUAUACAAUUAGUCAAAUUAAUCGAACGGCUUAUAAAAAAUGGUCUAAAUUGAAUGACAAUAGUGAUAAAAAAUUACCAGGAUUGAAAUAUUCUCCAGAACAAAUGUUUUUUGUUAAUUAUGCACAAGUUUGGUGUUCAAAAAUGACUGAUUCUUAUGCGACAAACAGAGUUCUAACCGGUGUCCAUGCAACCGGACAAUUUCGAGUACUUGGACCAACGUCAAACUUUAUUGAAUUUGAUCGGGUAUUCAAAUGUAAAAGAGGUCAAGGCAAUAGUCGUGUUCAAAAAUGUUCCGUUUGGUAG